Molecule: messenger RNA, 990 nt
Organism: Torulaspora delbrueckii
Lineage: Eukaryota; Fungi; Ascomycota; Saccharomycetes; Saccharomycetales; Saccharomycetaceae
Gene: GRE3
Product: trifunctional aldehyde reductase/xylose reductase/glucose 1-dehydrogenase (NADP(+))
Exons: 1
Coding region: 1-990 (329 amino acids)
Cellular component (GO): cytosol
Molecular function (GO): aldose reductase (NADPH) activity
Source: RefSeq, a predicted model, not a curated record
AUGUCUAGAGUGGUUACUUUAAACAAUGGUAUGAAGAUGCCUUUGGUGGGCUUGGGUUGCUGGAAGAUUCCCAACGAAGUUUGUGCUUCCCAGGUAUACGAAGCUAUUAAGAUCGGUUAUAGACUAUUUGAUGGUGCUCAGGACUAUGGCAAUGAAAAAGAAGUCGGUCAAGGUAUUCGUAAGGCCAUCGAUGAAGGUAUCGUUAAGCGUGAAGAGUUGUUCGUUGUGUCCAAGUUAUGGAACAGUUUCCAUGACCCAAAGAAUGUGAAAGCAGCUUUGCAAAGGACUUUAGAUGACAUGAAAUUGGAUUACUUGGAUUUAUUCUACAUUCAUUUCCCAAUUGCAUUGAAGUUCGUCCCUUUCAAGGAGAAAUACCCACCAGGGUUGUACACUGGUUCUCAGGAUGAGAAACAAGGUACUAUGUCUGAAGAAAACGUUCCUAUCAUCGACACAUACCGUGCUCUGGAGCAAUUGGUUGAUGAAGGUUUGAUAAAAUCCAUUGGUAUCUCGAACUUUUCCGGUUCCAUCAUCAUGGACUUGCUCCGUGGCUGUAGAAUUAAGCCAGUCGCUCUGCAAAUUGAACACCACCCUUACCUGACACAGGAGAGAUUGGUGCACUAUGUAAAGUUACAAGGCUUGCAAGUGGUCGCUUACUCCUCCUUCGGUCCACAAUCCUUCAUCGAGAUGGGCAGCGACCUUGCAAAGACCACUCCACCUCUCUUUGAAAAUCCAAAGAUCAUUGAAAUUGCAAAGAACCACGGUAAGGAAAUCUCCCCAUCGCAAGUGUUACUAAGAUGGGCUACCCAAAACAAUGUAGCUGUGAUUCCAAAAUCUUCAAAGAAAGAAAGAUUACAUGAUAAUCUGCACAUUGACGAUAAAUUGACCUUGACAGAUCAAGAAUUGAAGGAGAUUUCAGCACUGAACAAGAACAUUAGAUUCAACGAUCCAUAUACCUGGAAUGACAAGAAUCCAUUCCCUAUCUUUGACUAA